Molecule: messenger RNA, 1398 nt
Organism: Durusdinium trenchii
Lineage: Eukaryota; Dinophyceae; Suessiales; Symbiodiniaceae
Source: the annotation of a GenBank genome assembly
GGCAAACAGGAUCUUUAGUGGAGCGAACUGUCUUGACGCCAUGGCACGGAGCAAUGCAGUUGGAGACAGUACCCGUAGAUGACAUUGCUGAAGAAGUUGAUGCUGCGGCCCAGGAUCGUGAGCAGCUUAGACAGGCUCGUGCCUUGGAGGCACGAUGGCGCUGGGAAUCUCUUCUGGAGGACGCGCCACCUGCUCAGCUCGAGGAGAAACCUGCCUCAAUCGCCCCACCAGCAGAGCAGCUGCGAGAGGCAUCCCAGGGAGUGCAGGCACGCCGCGGCGUGAUCCGCUUCCUCUAUCUUGUGGUUGACCUUGCCGAGGCCGCGCUCCGUGAGCGGCGCUGGGAGCUCCUGGUGCAGCAAAGCAGCCAGUUUGCUGAACGCUUUGUCACCGAGAACCCGCUCUCGGAGUUGGGACUUCUAGCCUUGCGUGAUGCCAGCUGUGAGGCUUUGGCACCGCUUGGGACGGCUUUCACUGCAGCCAAGCUGAAUGCCAUAGCAAAGGAGGCGAAGGGCCGCUGUUGCGCUGUUGCCGCCUUGCAGCGAGCCCUUCAGGGGCUUCAAGACGUACCUUCGUAUGGCGUGCGUGAGGUGCUGAUCCUGCUAGCCUCCGUGGCUACUUGCAACCUGCAAGAGCUUGCCAUGGAGGACCUUCUGCCAACUCUGCGAUUGAAGAACAUCCGGGUGUCGGUGGUUUCUUUGAGUCCCGAGAUCUUCGUCCUGAAGAAUCUUUGUGUUGAGACUGGUGGUCGCUUUGAUGUGGCGCUCAACAAGGCUCAUUUUGAGGAGCUGCUCUUGAGACACCUGGUGGCACCCAAGAUCGAUGGCAAAGACGUGGCCCCACAAAUGGUCCGCAUGGGCUUCCCAAGACAGUUGGAAGCAGAGGCUAGAAAGCCAGAGGCAUGUUGCUGCCAUUGUCAAGUGCAGAAUUCUUUAUAUAUUUGUCCUCAGUGCAACGGUCGCAGCUGCGGCUUGCCCAGCCGAUGCAAGAUCUGUGACUUGCCCUUGGUCUCAGCCUCCGUCCUGGCAAGAGCAUUUAGGAGCGUGGUGCCACUAGCACCAUUUGCAUCGGUGGCGAUGGGCCUUGCUUCGCGCUGCAAAGCUUGCCACCGAUUCAUGGAUUCACUAGGUGCUCGGUGCGGAACUUGUCAGCAGGUCUUUUGCCAGACUUGUGACAGCUUCAUUCACCAAGUCCUUCGACAAUGCUGUGAGCCUUAGAGCUCAUUAGGGGCAGAAGGCAUGUCUUUAUAACUGUCAAUCGCGGCGUUUGAGCUUUUACUUUCAAGACAUGUGAUGCCUAAUAUGUAGAGGACGCUACUAGGAGUAAAGGGCAUCGCUACUAGGAACAAGGACGCUACUAGGAGCUUUUGCGGCCAAAGCUGGGCAGUGUCGGAGUCUCGCU